Messenger RNA from Telopea speciosissima, 1748 nucleotides. Its product is annotated as putative ALA-interacting subunit 2. Gene Ontology annotation, cellular component: plasma membrane; endoplasmic reticulum; Golgi apparatus. The record is from RefSeq and is a predicted model, not a curated record. The coding region runs from base 335 to 1387 and encodes 350 amino acids. NCBI's taxonomy places the organism in Eukaryota, Viridiplantae, Streptophyta, Magnoliopsida, Proteales, Proteaceae. The transcript has 9 exons.
GCUUUAUUACACUCUCGUCUCUGUUCUUCUCUUUUUACAGUUUUCCUUUGUUGAAGCAAUCUCUGUUUCCCAAUUUGGAUCAGAAACCCUAUUAAUAUUCUCCUCAUUUUCGAAGCCAUCUGGGUUUUUGCAGAAGGCAAUUUUUUUCCCCAUUUCUACGAUUUAUAGUCCCAAAUUUUACGGCUUUCAAUUCUUUGUUGAAGUAAGUGGAUUCUUGGGUUUGGAUUUGUUAGGAUCCUUUAUGAUUCUUGUUCGAUUAGCAUUCUUUCAACUGUAUUCAAUUCAUGUCGGAUGUUGAGAAGAGUUCUUAGUGGGAUUUAAGACUUCGGAUUCGAUGGAUGUGGAUACUGGAAGUACAUCUGGACCUGCCGAGGAGCCUCACUCUCACUCUGUUCCGAUCCGCUUAAGGCGAAAUCCUGUGUUCUAUCAGUUUACCCAACAAAGUCUUCCAGCUUGUAAACCUGUCUUGACACCGUUAUGGGUGAUUUCUGUAUUUUUGUUAAUGGGUGUCAUUUUUAUUCCUGUCGGGCUUGUUGUUCUUCAUGCGUCACAGAGUGUUGUGGAAAUUGUUGAACGUUAUGAUACAAAAUGCAUACCUGAAAAAUUCAGAAGUGAUAAAGUGGCAUAUAUUCAGGACGAUUCAAUUCCCAAAAACUGCACUAUAGUCUUACGGGUGCGUCAACGUAUGGAAGCUCCAAUUUAUGUCUACUAUGAGCUUGACAACUACUACCAGAACCACCGACGGUAUGUAAAAAGUAGAAGUGAUCGGCAGCUCCUACAUGGAUUGAAGUAUAAUGAUACAAGUUCCUGCAAGCCUAUGGAUUCAAACAAUGGGCUCCCCAUUGUUCCAUGUGGGUUGAUUGCAUGGAGUUUGUUCAAUGAUACAUACACUUUCACCCAUGGGAAAGUGGAACUAAAUCUCAAUAGGAAGAACAUAUCAUGGAAGAGUGAUCGGGAUCACAAGUUUGGCAAGCAUAUCUAUCCUUUCAAUUUCCAGAAUGGAACCUUGAUCGGUGGUGGCAAGCUAGAUCCUAGUGUUCCUCUUAGUGAUCAGGAGGAUCUUAUUGUGUGGAUGCGCACUGCUGCUCUUCCUAGCUUUCGAAAGUUGUAUGGAAGAAUUGAAGAGGAUCUAGAUGGAGAUGAAUUAGUGGUAGUGAAGCUCCUUAACAAUUACAAUACUUACAGUUUUGGAGGGAAGAAGAAGCUUGUUCUUUCAACGUCCGGCUGGUUGGGAGGGAAGAAUGACUUCCUUGGGAUAGCCUACAUUGUUGUUGGUUCUUCUUCCAUCUUCGUAUCUCUUGUCUUCUUGCUGCUUCAUGUGAAAAAUCCAAGGCCUUAUGGAGACACAACAUAUUUAUCUUGGAACAGAAAAACCAAUGCUAACUAAGAUGGUAUUGUAUUUGUAAACCCUUGGGUGUAGCCAAAAAUGGUAAUUGUUUAUUGCUUCUCUACUUAAUGAUCAACCUGUGAGCCACAUAACUUUUCGUUGAAGCAGUUAGAGGGCACGGAAAUAGUGUUGAUAUUAAAGAGCGCAUCCCGACUUCCAGAAACAGAGGUACAAUGAUCAUACUACGAAUCUGCUGGAGUACUGUUUAUAUUGACAUUCAAUGUAUAUGGAUGUAAAGAUAAAAAUGCUGUGAAUGCUUUACAGAGUCAUUUUUUAUCAUAUGUUUUCAUGUACCCAUCAGUAAACUGACAAGUGUACUCAAUUUAAGAAGAGAACAAGAAAAGAGAAGUUCGACAUGAUC